This is a messenger RNA of Suillus clintonianus, 1521 nucleotides long. RefSeq lists its product as uncharacterized. The coding region runs from base 1 to 1521 and encodes 506 amino acids. NCBI's taxonomy places the organism in Eukaryota, Fungi, Basidiomycota, Agaricomycetes, Boletales, Suillaceae. The transcript has 9 exons. The record is from RefSeq and is a predicted model, not a curated record.
AUGUUCCAACGUGGUUAUCGUCUGCGCCAGCCUUCUGGUGGUAGCCAACAUUCAAGAUCACCUUCACAAGCAAGCCAAUCGCUGAGGCCAUGGUCAAACACAGGAGUUUCACCGGAAAGAUCCACGGGAAGUCUGAACAGAAGCACUACGCCUGACCGGAGCAGCGGCAGCUCAUCCAACCAUCUGUCUGUUGGAGGAUAUGGAAGUGCUUCCUGUCCCCAAAGUUCUCACUGUGGUGACGGCCCAGUGAUACCUGAAUUUGAAGUCGUGCCCCCCACUAGUCCAACGUCAUCGUUGGAUGAGCCAAUCAGCACAGCAGUUCGUCAACGCAGGAACAGCAGAACUUCCCACCAUGGGGAUCCUACCAAGCUCACACCCCAGCGGACGAAACACUUCAAGAUCUAUGCCAAGAAGCUGUGUGAAGACAACGAGGUUCCAACCGGAGAAGUCAUGCGUUUCAUUGAUUCUGGCGACAUGUUUUAUAUGCUCAUAGACCUGAAGAUUACCCUCAUCAAACUUUACGAGGUAAACAAGGCAAAGAGAUUGCAGGAAUUGAAGGAUGCCUUGGAAUCAAAGGACUUUGAGAAUGGGCUAUACAACCGUUUGUUUGCAUGCAUGCUGUCGCCAAACAUCACAGCAUAUGUCACUGACACCCAGCUUCAUAUAAUGGAUUUCAUUACCAGUCAUUGUGAUGUCUUCAAAAUCCCCCCUGGAAUGCUCGAGGAUGUCGAAGUCAGAGCUCAGCUGGGCAAAUCAGUCACAAAGCUACUUACCGGUAUUUGUAGCGUCAUCAAGACCGCCCUCACCACGUCAGUUGUCAAGCAUACAAGUGUCGCCGAUGUGACCAGGGCGCUUGCAUGCAGCAGGUCUGGCAUGGAAGUUGAUUCUACACAUUGGAACAGAAUCGCGCUACUUCGGUGUCUUCUGCGAAUUUUUAUCAUCAGCAUCAGCGACUACAAAAGUGCUUCCAUCAAAGAAUUAUUUUCCCCUUACCUUAUUCCGUCGCUCAAGCAGGAUAUGCGGCGAAAAGUUGAAUGCGAACUUGGUGUCAACAUCGAACAGCUUGAGAAUGACUUAUUUGACAAUAAUCACAUGCCUGGGUCCAACAAUCAGGCCUCCCCAGGAACCUCAGCAAACGACGAUCAUGCGCCCAGUGCUAGGAGGAAUGAGAAUGGUGCCGACAUGGAUAAUGAAGAGUUUGAGGAUCAAAGUGGUGAUGGGGAUGCUAACGGAGAGGAUGAGGAGUUGAAUGGAUUGGUUGAAGGUAUUCCGGCGCGGUACAACAAUACCAUCAGAUUCUGGAACUUUGUUGACCACUCGCUCUUAACCAUGCGCCAAAUGUCCAAGGAAUCCUCCUCAAUCCCCGCCCAGCAAGAUAAGGAGUUGCAGAAGUUGUUCAUUGAAAUCUUCCAAGCUGAUCUCGCCGAGUUUCCUGGUGGCAAGAAGCUCUCGAAGUUGAUUUCGAAGACGAAUCCUCGUUGGCAGACUGCUAUUCAAACCGAACUCAUUUGGAACACCUAA